Salarias fasciatus (jewelled blenny) is the source of this 2568-nucleotide messenger RNA. RefSeq names its product outer dense fiber protein 2-like. Gene Ontology annotation, biological process: regulation of cilium assembly. Gene Ontology annotation, cellular component: centrosome. The record is from RefSeq and is a predicted model, not a curated record. Lineage: Eukaryota; Metazoa; Chordata; Actinopteri; Blenniiformes; Blenniidae. The transcript is spliced from 17 exons. Bases 145 to 2289 code for a protein of 714 amino acids.
GGAGCCUCGUUGCUGAGUCCAAAUCACCGCUCGCUCCUGAGACAAAAGUCUGGAUUUAUGUCGGAAAGUCGUCCUGAAACUCGACUUUAGAGCCUCGCCAGACCGUCCCGGACCGCCCGGAGCCGCUUUACACCCGCCGGAAGUAUGAAAACCAGACUCUCCCCGCCGCACGUUCACGUACACGUACCGGAGACCACACCGGUUCACGUCCAUAUGAGACGGAGUCCGAGCCGGACGGGACAGAACGGGAAGAAACUCGUGGACGUGAAGUCUCAGAAGCCGUGGAUCCCUCCGGGGAGGCUGUCCUGCAGGAGGGCCGCGGGCCCCCGCCGGGACCAGACCAACAGAGGGCGGCGUUCCUCAGAGACAGAGGCCGGACCCCGGCGUGAUGAAGAGGAGCAGGACGAAGAGCUGUCCUCCAUCGCCAAGAACCUCCGGGUCCUCCUCAACGAGCAAGCGCAGCAGGCGGAAUCCCGGGGUCACGCCAGCAGGGCGGAGGCGCUCCUGAGGACGCUGGUGGAGGCAGAGAUCGACGGCGUGGCGGUGGCCAACCAGCUGGACAGCCUCAGGGAGGCCGUCGACGGCGUUUCCAAGGACAAGCGGCUGCCGCCCGCCCUGGCGCGGCAGCAGCAGCUGCUGCUGGAGAAGAUCGCCGUGUUCGACAGCACCAACCACAGCCUCCGGGAGCUCCUCAGACAGUCAAGCGAGCAGCAGAGAGAGUCGCUGCUGUGGGCCGAGCAGAGGGACGCCAUCAGGAAGAGGCUGGUCCUCAGUGAGGCAGAGAACUUGCGACUCUCCAGCAAACUCUCCACCAGCGAGAAAGAAGCCUCGCGGCUCGCCGAGCGCUUGGACCUGGAAAAGGACAAUGUGAAAACCAGCGAGGAGCUUUCCAAGGUCCUGGAGGAGACCCGCACUCACCUGGAGUCUCAGCUGAGCCGAGCAGAAGCUGAGAAGGUUCACCUGUCCGCUCAGAUUCAGGGCCUGCAGCGGAGCUCGGAGCGGCAGCAGGAGGAGCUGCGGGUUCUGCAGGAGGAGCUGCAGGCUGCCAGGCUGCAGAGGCAGCAGGAGGAGGAGCGGGACGCCGCCGCGCUGCUCUCCCAGCAGGCCGAGCGAGCCGAGGAGUCCGUGAGGAAGCUGAAGGAGCAGCUGCAGGAGAAGGAGUUGCAGCUCUCUCAGGCUCUCUCCUCCUCCUCUGACUGGUGCCUCCGUCACUCCUCUGAAGCAGCUGCUAAAGGCCAGCUGGAGGAGCAGGUAGCCACUCUGCGAUUUCAGCUGACGGAGCUGAGCUCUCAGCUCCAGGCUUUGGAGGAGAGGAGUGGAGCAGAGAGGAAGGAGCUGGGCGACCAGAUCCAGCAGCUCCGCGGUGAGAACAGCUCCAUGCAGCUGGAGCGGCAGAGGCUGCAGGGCGAGCUGACGUCCGGCGAGGAGGAGCUGCGAGGAGUCCAGUCCGAGGCUCGCCAGCUCAGAGCCUCCAUCAGGAAACACGAAGCGCUGCUGGAGAAAUACAAGCUGAAGCUGCAGCAGGCCCGCCGGCAGGCGGAGGAGCGCCGCGGCCGGCAGGAGGAGGCGCAGGCGGCGGCGGAGCGGCGGAGCCGGGAGCUGCUGGGGCGGCUGCAGGAGCUGCAGGCGCUGCCGGAGCGCCUGAGGAGGGCGGAGGAGCGGCUGCAGGAGGCGCAACGCGAGGCGCAGGCCCGCCAGCGGGACGGCCUGGAGGCGGCCGCCGCGCUGUCCGACGCCAGGCUCAAGGCGGAGCAGCAGGGGGCGGAGCUGGAGGCGGAGCUUCAGGCGGGGCGGAGCCAGAACCUGCUGCUGCUGGAGGAGAACAAGGCACUGCAGGACCGGAUCCUGGGCCUGGAGAGGAAGCUGGAGGACGUGACGGCGGAGAGGACGGAGCUGUCCCAGGCCGUCCUGCUGAGGGACGCCAGUGUCCACAGCCUCCGCCAGCAGCUGGAGGACAAGAGCCGCGAGUGCAGCGUCCUGUCGGGACAGCUGCAGCAGGCCGUGGACGACGCCCAGAGACAGGCGGACAGCAGCAUGCAGAGAGUCCUGUCCAGAGAGAGACAGUCUCAGUCCAGAGCCCUGGACCUGCAGAGCCAGCUGAGCCGAGCCAAGACGGAGCUCAACCAGCUGCAGCGCAGCAAAGAGGAGAUGGAGCGCUGCUUCCAGUCUCAGCUGCAGAACCUGAAGGACCGGCUGCAGCAGUCCGACUCCACCAACCGCAGCCUGCAGCACUACGUCCACUUCCUGAAGACGUCCUACGGAAACGUGUUCGGGGAGUCUUUCAGCUGACCCCCAUCAGCUGACCCCCAUCAGCUGACCCCCAUGGGCCCCUCAUCUCCUCUUCUUCUCCUCCUCAUCCCCUCAUCCCGCCUCUUGCAGUUGUUUUCAUGUGUUGUCACUUCUAGAGAUUCCACAGUAUUCGUCACCUUGUCUCUUCGCCGUCUCUUUGUCGUGGCGGACACUCGGGUUGGAAUGGAGGUCUCAGGUCGAGACAGGAGGAGAAGAACACGUCUGUGAACGAGUCCAGUCUGUGGACAGCGAGACGCCCUGAUGGCCUCUCUGCUGUAG